Molecule: messenger RNA, 2430 nt
Organism: Phaeoacremonium minimum UCRPA7
Lineage: Eukaryota; Fungi; Ascomycota; Sordariomycetes; Togniniales; Togniniaceae
Product: putative protein phosphatase protein
Exons: 2
Coding region: 1-2430 (809 amino acids)
Biological process (GO): dephosphorylation
Molecular function (GO): phosphatase activity
Source: RefSeq, a predicted model, not a curated record
AUGGCUGGCGGAACUAAGUCAGACCAUAAAUUGGUCAUCGAGAAUGUCCAUGCGAUUGCGGGAGGCGUCGCAACUGCAGGAUGGCUUGAGCUGCGAGAAUACCACAUCAUCUUCGUGGCGCCUCCGCUCCCUCCAAAGAAGACACAGGAGACAGACGAGUCUAAAGCAGCCGUGCAACCCAAGAGGCAACCGAACAGGCAAUCCUGGAUACCCUAUCCAAUACUCUCUUUCUGCACCUUCCGCCCAACCCCUGCCUCAAGCGGCAUCCCCUCCUCGAUUCGACUACGCUGCCGGGAUUUCAACUUCGUGACGUUCAAUUUCGAAGACGACAAGUCUGCGCGCGAUGCCUUCGACUUCAUACGGACUCACACCUGCAGAGUUGGUCGCAUCGAGAAGCUGUAUGCGUUCGCAUACCAGCGCCUGAAGCAAGAGCAGGAGAUUGGCGGGUGGCAUCUCUAUGAUCCCAGGGCUGAGUUCCGUAGACAAGGCAUAAGCGAGAAGUCUGCCGACCGGGGCUGGCGCAUCUCAACUCUCAACAAGGACUAUACCUUCUCGCCGACGUAUCCGGCCGUGCUCGCUGUCCCUUCCAACAUAUCAGACAACACCAUCAAGUAUGCCGGGAACCACCGGACGAGAUGUCGGAUACCUACUCUCACCUACCUGCACCCCAUCAACAACUGCUCCAUCACCCGAAGCUCGCAGCCUUUUGUCGGCUUGAAGAACAAUCGAAGUAUUCAAGAUGAGCGACUGGUCGCCGCAUGUUUCUCAGCGUCCGGUCCCCAGCAAGAUACUGCCACUGCAACGGAGCCGAGUCCACCCCCGAGCCAGCCGGAUAGCUCAUUAGAGGGAGUGGAUGGAGACAUUUCAGACACUGAGAGGCUCGAGGACGAAUUCAUUGCCAGCGGCAAUGCGUUCUAUGACGAGAAGGGGAAGCGCCUCAUAUACGGCGCCCAACAGCAUAAUCUGAUCGUGGAUGCCCGGCCCGCUAUCAACUCGUAUGCAAUGCAAGUGGUCGGUAGGGGAUCGGAGAACAUGGACUACUACAAGUUCGCGAAGAAAGCUUUCCUAAGUAUCGACAACAUUCACGUUAUGAGGGACUCCUUGGCCAAGGUUGUCGAGGCUAUCAAGGAUGCAGAUGUGUCUCCAUUCCCGCCAAACAGGGAGCUUCUUGCCAAGAGCGGCUGGCUAAAGCACAUAAGCGGUAUACUUGACGGCUCAGCCCUGAUUGCGCGACAGGUUGGCAUUCAGCAUUCACAUGUCCUGAUUCAUUGCUCGGAUGGUUGGGAUCGGACAAGCCAGCUGAGCGCACUAUCUCAGCUGAUGCUUGACCCCUACUACCGUACCAUAGAUGGUUUCGUUGUUCUAGUCGAAAAGGAUUGGCUUUCGUUUGGACACAUGUUCCAGCAACGCUCUGGAUUCCUAGGACAUGAGAAGUGGUUCGCCCUUCAGAAUGAUGCCAUGGCUGGCGCCAGGAUAGAACCUGGCGAGAACGACGGUCGAGGAGACGCCAUUGAAAACGCCAUGGCCAACGCAAGGCGCUUCUUCCGGCAGGGUUUGAGCGCGGAUAAAGACCGCGAGGAUUCGGAUUUGGAGAACCUUGCUGCAACAGACGAGGCCACCACCAAGCCGGUCCCGAUCUCUGAAGAUCAAGCCACGCGCCCGAAGGAGAUCAGUCCGGUUUUCCACCAGUUCCUAGACGCUGUCUACCAGAUGCUGCGACAACAUCCUACUCGGUUCGAAUUCAACGAGCGUUUCCUCCGACGACUGCUAUACCACACUUACUCCUGCCAGUAUGGCACCUUCUUGUACAACAACGAGAAACAGAGAAUAGAUGCCAAAGUCCAGGAAAGGACUGCGUCUGUAUGGGAUUAUUUCCUCUCUCGCCGCGCUGAGUUCACAAAUCCUCGAUAUGAUCCCGUAGUCGACGACCAUACCAAAGGCCAGGAACGGCUAGUCUUCCCAAAGCUGAGUGAUGUUCGCUGGUGGCAUCAAUUGUUCAAUAGGACCGACGACGAGAUGAACGGGGCUCUCAAUGCCGCGGCUACCGCUGCAGAGAGAGUCGCUUUGUAUCAGUCUGCUGCAGCCAGCCCUCAGCCAGGGGCAAGCUCCGUGAAUAGCGAUGCUGGAACACCCGUUCCGUCCUCAAGCCCUCAGCCACCAGGUCUGACCAACAGUCGAUCUGUUCUCACACAGAUAGAAGCUGCACACUCGACUUUGACUCCCGAGGAAACGUUGCCAGCCUUACAAAGGAGUGCCUCAGCAGGCGAUGCCGGCAAUGCCGGCAAUGCCGGUGCCUUCUCUUCUAUUAAGGAGGGCAUCGCAGGUCUCAGCAUUGGGAAAUUGGGCGGCCUUGGGAGGGGUAACAAUAACGGUGCUGCUCCUGCCGCUGCCGAUGAUGGCGGCGACCAAGAAAUGAAGGAGAUGCUGUAG